Messenger RNA from Fimicolochytrium jonesii, 2283 nucleotides. RefSeq lists its product as uncharacterized. The transcript has 14 exons. Bases 1 to 2283 code for a protein of 760 amino acids. The record is from RefSeq and is a predicted model, not a curated record. Lineage: Eukaryota; Fungi; Chytridiomycota; Chytridiomycetes; Spizellomycetales; Powellomycetaceae.
AUGGAGGGAGCCAUGGGGAAGCAUGCAGGCCGCAUGGACGUCCACGCUUUGGAUCUUGCAGCAAAAGGCGUUGCUCUCCAAUUCCCCGACUGGCCGCGUGAGCAGAGGUUACAGGUUUUUGGUCUGUUUGGCAGAAUAGGCAGGUCAUUGACGACCAACGGAUCUGCGUACAUUCAUGCCGGGUUUGCGACUAGCACACUAUGCGACUCAGGGCCCGCGGGGGGUGCAAUGAGCUCCCGGCUCCAGCUAGUGCUCCUGCCAAUGCCAUGCGUCUCUGUCACCGCCCGGCCCCACGGUGAAAAAGGUAGGCAUGGCGUAGAGGAUCGAUCGAAGGCUGUGGCGUGGCUCUCACCCAAGACUGAAAAACAGCUCGAGGAGGAGAAGCGCUACACCCACCGCGAAAAGAGGGACCGGGUCAAUACUGGGAAGAUCAGACAACGUGGAUUGGGAAGCCUUCCCGAUUGGACUUUUGCGCCGGGGGCCAAAGAUAAACCGCUAGACUGGAAAGACAGCUCAAGGAGCAGAAGCGCUUCGCCUGUUGAGAGAAUGGACGCCUCCAGGUUCAGGCACGCGAGCUCUUUACGGAUAAAGCUUUUCGGCUGGUCGGUGUCUUCCGUGCCGAUCUGGAUGGUCACAUGCCAGAUUAGGCUAGCGUACCGAGCUGACAUCGAUUUGGAGAUCACUUAUCGAAAAAAAUUCGACGAUGCAUAUCGGGCACCACUGACCCGCGGGUGCUUCAAGUCUUCCGGAUGCGAAAAAUACUCCAAGUCUUUGCGGGUGGCGGGUUAUAUGCGAUUAUUGAGAGGACCGCGGGUUUUGACUGACCUCUUCGCGACAAAGAGGAGUGGAAUUGGCAGCUCCACUGAUCGGUGCCGCAGUGGGAGUGCCGGGGGUGACUACGGUCUUCGUCAGUACAUGGGACUACCCCGGGGAUCACAUCUCGAAAAAGGGCUGUGUCACAUUGGGCCUCUUGCACAACCCCGGAGCUCCUUUGGGUUCGCGACGAUGAUACAGCGGCUCUGGAGUGAGACCAACCGUGCAAGAAGACGUUGCUCAAGAAUAGACAUCCCGAGCACUGUUGACCUGAACGGGCGGGAUCCAGGAAAGACGCACGACGGAUCUUCGCGGAGCCCGGGGAUGGAUAUUGUCGAACACGUAGGCGUCAAUGUCCGGCAGUGGUCGACGCACACUGCAGAUCUUGGACGAGGGGAUGGCGAACUCGGCUGGCUUACCGCGGUUUUUCCAAUUUCGGAGUCUGGGGAGGAUUGCGGGAAUCAUGCGGUGACCUUCAUACCUUUCGGGAGUUCAUCAGCAUUAAGGGCCCAAUUGAGGAGGUAUACUCCCCAAAGAGCAUGCUUCACUGGAACGGCGGGAAGGCCGUCGGAGAAAUCUACCCGCCCGGGAACAGGAGAGGCAGAGGGAGCGGGAGUGGCAGAGGGAAUAGGAGAGGGAGAGGCAGAGGCAGAGGGAGAUGCAGAGGGAACAGGAGAUGCAGAGGGAGCAGGAGAUUACAUUAGGCGACCAUUUACCGUGCCCGAGACCGAGACCGAGACCGAGACCGAAGUCGAGAAGGGGGUCGAGAAGGCGGUCGUGGAGGAAGCCGAGGAGGUGGUGCAAUUACAACAUACAUUGGACGACGCCAAAGUCGACAGGAUCUACCAUCUGAAGCCGCCGUUCCUCAUGCGAGAGGACCUUCAAGGCGACUCUCGGGACCAUGAGAAGCGUCUCGGUCGUAUCGAGAACGCGGGAAGGACCAGGGACGGACGGAUGUCGUUCGAUGUCAGGAAGGGCAAGGGCAAGGGCCUGAUGAUAUUCCUCUGCUUCGGUCGAUCAUUAUGCAAACCGACCGGUGCUACUGUACAGUACAACUCGGCGCACUACGAUAUGCUCAACCACUUCUACGUAAACAUGUUCGAGAAUAACGAACGCCGUCCAAGCUUCCUGACGCUCAUGCAUCACAUGGCCAUCGCAGCUCGACAACCUGUUCCUCCGAAAGGCAUGGCGCUCGUCAUCGAUUCUCUGGGUGUCAUCCCACGUUGGACGACCGUUGUAUCUGAAGCUGGAAGUGGCACUAGAGCUGUCGGCGUGGCUCAUGGAUUUGCGGCAGGGGAGUACAACGCACUGAGCCCUGACGGGAAGUACUUCGCCGAUAUGUUCCGCGAGCUCCAGCGUAGGCGGAUGCGGCAGGAGGGCGAGGGAAUACGCGGCGGCCGAAGAGAAGGCAGGCAGAAUUUGGAUGAUGAAAGUGAUGGUCCGUGUGCCAUCGCGGGUGGGAAUAGCUAA